This is a messenger RNA of Theobroma cacao (cacao), 1548 nucleotides long. RefSeq lists its product as uncharacterized. NCBI's taxonomy places the organism in Eukaryota, Viridiplantae, Streptophyta, Magnoliopsida, Malvales, Malvaceae. The record is from RefSeq and is a predicted model, not a curated record.
AUGCAAGAUUAUCCUCAUUUUCUAGAGCAUAUUAAUGUUCGUUCAUCAGAUUACCUUCUUCCAUAUCUUCCUGUAACUUUCAUAAUCUCUUUUGCUGGUACAAUCAACUCCAGUCCAAUGCAGCAAAAAUUUAGAUAUCUUUCUCUUGGAGCUUUAUGCAAAUUUCUACCUGUUUCAGCUCUUGUUCUUUUCUUCUUUUACACAUUCUUGUAUAGCCAUUUUUGCAACCAAUCUUCAGCUGGCCUUUUCAGUACUCCCUUUGACCUCAAAUGGUCACCUUCAUCUACAAUUACUAGCGAUUCUCCAACCAAUAUUAGCCACAUUAGGUUUGUUUUAGUCGGUUGCUUAAGAACAUGGAAGUAUAGAAAACCAUACAUUGAAGCCUGGUGGCGACCAAAUGAAACUAUGGGUAAUAUUUUCUUGGAUUCACCUCCCACAAAAGAAUUUCUACCUUGGUCUUCAGCUUCUCCUCCUUAUCAGGUUAACGAAGACAUCACCAAAUUAAAAAUAUACUCCAAACUUGUGAACCCCGUCGAGGUUCGAAUCUACCGUUCAAUUUUAGAUACAUUUAGAUUGGGGGAUAACAAAAAUGUGAGAUGGUAUGUAAUGGCAGAUGAUGACACUCUUUUUUUUGUUGAUAAUUUAGUUGAGGUACUAGCAAAGUAUGAUCAUACCAAGUACUAUUAUAUUGGGACAAAUUCAGAGUCUGUCAAGUCCAACUAUGAUUUCUCUUUUGACAUGGCAUAUGGUGGAGCUGGCUAUGCUUUGAGCUACUCGCUCGUGGAAGCACUCGUACCGGUAAUGGAUAACUGUAUUGAGAGAUAUCCGCACUUAUAUGUCAGUGAUCAUCUAUCUUCUUCGUGUUCAGCUGAUUUAGGGGUUGGUUUAACUAUUGAAAAGGGUAUUCAUCAGAUUGAUUUAGUUGGCGAUAUAUCAGGCCUCUUAUCAUCUCACCCCCAGUCUCCUCUCAUCACACUUCACCAUUUUGACAGCGUAAACCCGAUCUUCCCCUCCAAGAACCGCUCCAAUGCAAUCAAUCAUCUGAUGGAAGCAGCAAAAAUCGAUCAAUCUCGUCUGCUACAACAGACAAUUUGCUACCACAGGCCAACCAACUGGUCCUUCUCCAUUUCAUGGGGAUACUCUGCUCACAUAUAUGAAAAUAUAAUCCCUCGGAGCGUUUUAAGAAAACCCCUCGAGACCUUUGCUCCUUGGAAAAAGGGUAGGCCUCCAUUCUACAUGUUCAACACCCGACCGCCUUCUAAUGAUCCAUGUGAAGCUCCUCACGUAUUCUUUAUGGAUUCCAUCAAGAAAAUGGAAAAUAAUCUGGUUCUUACUACCUAUAAUCGGACAUGGCCCCGAAACCUACAACCUUGUUCAUCAUCCGGCAACCAUUCUGCAGGUUCUGUCACCAAAAUUCAAGUUUUUUUGCAGGCAACAACGCGUAAAGAGGCUGGAAGAAUAGAAUGUUGCGAUGUUAAAUAUGUGACUGGCAUGAAUGUUGCCGACAUUAACUUGAGAGGUUGUCUGAAGGGUGAAAUUAUUGCAUAA